AUGGAUUCGGAAGAUACAUAUCGUUGCGUGCAAGACCGCUAUGCUGGAGUUGCGAGGCAGACAGACAACGCUCAUCAGCCGGGAGACCAGGAACGAAAAGUCGCAAGCGCGUUUGGGUAUGAUCUAAAGGACCUGCUUUCUAUCCCAGAGAACGCGAAUUUAGGUGUCAGCUGUGGGAAUCCGUUAGCAACGGCGAACCUAGCUGUGGGCGAGGUUGUGAUUGAUUUGGGUAGUGGCGGGGGCAUUGACGUUUUGCUCGCGGCAAAGAAGGUUGGAGCGGAAGGAAAGGCCAUUGGUAUUGAUAUGACCAAGGUACACCGAUCAGUCCCUACCCGCCUGACUUUCCUUCUUGCUCAUAGCCCGCAGGACAUGCUGGAAUUAGCACGUCGGAAUGCCAUAAACGCCGGCGCCUCCAAUGCUUCGUUCAUCGAAGCGUUCAUUACUUCUAUCCCGUUACCAUCGUCCACCGCCGAUUGCAUCAUCAGUAAUUGUGUGGUGAACCUAGUACCAGAAGUCGAAAAGCCUCUCGUGUUCCAGGAAAUGUUCCGUCUACUGAAGCCGGGAGGUAGGGUGGCAAUCAGCGACAUCCUAGCGAAACGAGAGCUCCCGAUAGAGAUCAAGAAGGAUCUCUCGUUAUAUGUUGGCUGCAUCGCUGGUGCUAGCCAGGUUGGUGAUUAUGAAAGAUAUUUGAGAGAAGCAGGGUUCCAAGAUGCAGUGAUUCUGGACAAUAAUGCUGAUCUCAAUAUUUACAAGGAAAUGUGGGAGAAGGAGCAAGCCAACGGGCAGGGCCCUACGGGCUCAUGCUGUGGUCCAGUGGAGCACAGCACAAGCCGGGAGGUAAACAAUCUUCCGGAUGUGGAUUUCAACAUCUGGACUGCUGGUGCGGCGCUGGUAAUUCGAUAG
Penicillium canariense is the source of this 903-nucleotide messenger RNA. Its product is annotated as UbiE/COQ5 family methyltransferase. Gene Ontology annotation, molecular function: methyltransferase activity. Lineage: Eukaryota; Fungi; Ascomycota; Eurotiomycetes; Eurotiales; Aspergillaceae. The transcript has 4 exons. Bases 1 to 903 code for a protein of 300 amino acids. The record is from RefSeq and is a predicted model, not a curated record.